AUGUUUAAUGCAGCCAAUUCACCUAUUUCUGCGGAUGACGAUUCACCGCGUACUCAGCAUAGAGAACAACUUCAAGGACUCGACUCCAUCUCACAGUUGCAAACCGCUCACAGCAAAUUUGUCUCACUUCUGCAAGUAUGGCCCGAACAACUCGCCGACAAGGUCUUUAAUGGAACAGGUGUGGUGAUUGUAGGUGGUGGAGAAUACUUUGGUCCAGCUAUCAUUGGUAUCCAUAUGUUGCGUCGUAGCGGCAGCAAUCUUCCAGUCGAGGUCUUUGUGACUGACGCUUCUGAGUACGAGGAGAAGCUGUGCAAAGAUUACCUGCCUAAACUCGGAGCCAGCUGCUUGAUCCUGUCCGACUUCAUACAAGGCUUCAAGGUCACACACUAUCAGCUCAAAUCUCUAGCCAUGUUGCUCAGCUCAUUUGAACACGUACUCUACCUCGACAGCGACAGCAUUCCUCUCCUGAAGCCCGAGUCAGAGCUCUUCGCAACAGAACCAUAUGCCUCCACUGGCCUAGUCAUCUGGCCCGACUUCUGGAUCUCCACUGAAUCUCCUUCUUUCUACAAAGUCGUCGGUCUCGACAAGAUGCCUCCGGAUCUACCCAAAUCGUCUUCGGAAGCAGGUCAACUUCUCAUCAACAAAAGCAAGCAUUUGAAGACUUUAUUGCUGGCAACAUAUUACAACAUCUAUGGGCCCAAUCAUUACUACCCCCUUCUUAGCCAAGGUGCGCUCGGACAGGGAGACAAGGAAACAUUCAUGGCUGCUGCAAUGGUGCUCAAUACUUCGUACUAUCGUGUCAAGACCGGUGUUGAGUCGGUUGGACGCAAUACUGGAGACGAAGUAAAAGGCAGUGGAAUGAUCCAAUUCAGCCCCCCUGACGACUUCCAAAACCAUAAUGGAAACACGAAUACAAAGCCCAGAGCCGCCUUCAUACACGCCAAUACCCCGAAGAUGAAUGCUGGACAUCUAGUCGACGAAGGCGAUCUGUUGAGCGCCAUCGAUUCCAAGCCACUGCGGCUGUGGGGUCCGCGGGAAGAGCAGAUGAGGAUGUUCGGGGUCGAUCUGGAGAAGGCCGUGUGGGAGCUGAUUGUACAGACUGGUUGCGAGCUGGCUGAUGUGAUCCGAGAAUGGUCUGACCGUGAGGACCUGUGUCGUCGUCUGAACAAACACUGGGAUGGUGUUUUCAAGGAGGACUGA
Aureobasidium pullulans EXF-150 is the source of this 1200-nucleotide messenger RNA. Its product is annotated as nucleotide-diphospho-sugar transferase. Bases 1 to 1200 code for a protein of 399 amino acids. The transcript has a single exon. The record is from RefSeq and is a predicted model, not a curated record. Gene Ontology annotation, molecular function: alpha-1,2-mannosyltransferase activity. Lineage: Eukaryota; Fungi; Ascomycota; Dothideomycetes; Dothideales; Saccotheciaceae. Gene Ontology annotation, biological process: mannan biosynthetic process. Gene Ontology annotation, cellular component: Golgi apparatus.